Molecule: messenger RNA, 1562 nt
Organism: Rhipicephalus sanguineus (brown dog tick)
Lineage: Eukaryota; Metazoa; Arthropoda; Arachnida; Ixodida; Ixodidae
Product: CCA tRNA nucleotidyltransferase 1, mitochondrial
Exons: 1
Coding region: 172-1557 (461 amino acids)
Biological process (GO): RNA processing
Molecular function (GO): RNA binding; nucleotidyltransferase activity
Source: RefSeq, a predicted model, not a curated record
AGCCUCUACUGCACGCAGGAUCAGCUGCCGCGUGAUUUCAGUCUGAAGUAACCCUGUUUUGUUUGGUGCAUUACGUACAGAUUAUCUAGCGUAGUGUCCGUAGAAACAUGCGUUCCGAAAGUUUUUCCACAAUUAGAGAAGCUGAAAAGGCUUAGCAGUAACCCUCGUCCCAUGUUACACGCCUGGAGCCGCAAGAUUGUUGGCACUGUUUUGCGAAGGUGCUGCUGCCUCCGCGUGGACUUUCGCGGCACCGCUGCAACAUCGUGCACCACGGAGGGUGAUCGCGUGUUGCCGCGAACCAUGAAGCUCGACAGCCCUCAGUUCCGCGCGCUCUUCACUCCCGAGGUGAAAGAGCUGGUGGAUAUAUUCAAGCGGCACGGCCACGAGCUUCGCAUAGCCGGAGGCGCCGUUCGCGACCUACUGAUGCACAAGCAGCCUCACGACUUGGACUUCGCCACGACCGCGACGCCGACCGAGAUGAAGGAGAUGUUCGACAACGAAGGCGUGCGCAUGAUCAACACCCGGGGCGAGAAGCACGGGACCAUAACGGCGCGCAUCAACGACAAGACCAACUUUGAGGUCACCACACUACGUGUAGACGUCGUCACUGACGGACGUCAUGCCGAGGUCGAGUUCACCACCGACUGGCAUACGGACGCCAACAGACGCGACCUCACCGUGAACGCACUCUUCCUCGGCUUGGAUGGCACCGUGUAUGACUACUUUCGCGGUAUCGAAGACUUGGAGAAGAGGCGCGUCGCCUUCGUGGGAGAUCCCGCGCAGCGGAUACAGGAGGACUACCUGAGGAUACUGCGCUACUUCCGGUUCUACGGACGCAUAGCAGUUCAACCGGACAGCCACGAACCCGAGACCCUCACCGCGAUACGGGAAAAUGUCGGAGGUCUGGCUCGCAUAUCUGGCGAGCGCCUCUGGACCGAGCUCAAGAAGAUACUCGUGGGCAACUUCAACAAGGAGCUCGUGUGUCGCAUCGUGGACGUGGGCGCGGCUCCCUUCCUGGGCCUUCCGGAGUCUCCAGAUCUCCACGAGUUCUGCAAGGUCUGCGACGCCUCCAAACAGCUCGACCCGCAGCCCAUAACCCUCCUCUCUGCGCUCCUGCAGAAUGACUCGGACGUCACAAACAUGCACAACCGGCUAAAGCUCUCUGCCUACGAGCGAGACCUCGCACUGUUCGUUGUCGCCCACAGAGACGACGAGUCCUCCUUCGGAGACCGGUUGAAGCCCUUCCAGGCGCUGCUCUUCACAACCAAGGGCAAAGUCGGGGACGUGCAGGAGUGGAUCUGCGAGGUCCUCAAGUACCGAGCCGACGCCGAACUCCUGGAGCGCUUCCGGUGUUGGGACGUGCCCAAGUUUCCAGUCAAUGGCAACAUGCUCAUAGAGCGGGGCCUCAGGAGUGGCCCCAAGUUUGCGACGGUGCUGACGAAGCUCAAAGAGCUCUGGUUCGACAGCGACUUCACAAUGACUGCCGACGAACUACUCAAGAAGCUUCCAGACAUUCUAGCCGAGGUCAAAACGAGUAGUAAAUCGAAAAAGGCUUGAUGUCU